This is a messenger RNA of Poeciliopsis prolifica (blackstripe livebearer), 2382 nucleotides long. Its product is annotated as zinc finger protein OZF-like. The coding region runs from base 155 to 1861 and encodes 568 amino acids. The record is from RefSeq and is a predicted model, not a curated record. Lineage: Eukaryota; Metazoa; Chordata; Actinopteri; Cyprinodontiformes; Poeciliidae. Gene Ontology annotation, cellular component: nucleus. The transcript has 2 exons.
UCCGGCCGCGGUGACCCGAGGCUUUUCUCCUGGUUUUGGUCGUAAGGCGGGUUUAAAUUGAACUGUAACGGUUUACGGGCCGGACCGGAGACAGAAACGGUACCGGAAAUGCAGAGGCAGCAGCUCAAACAGCGACUGGAAGAAAAACAGAAACAUGGAUUCUGCUUUUAGCUCUGCCGCUCAGAUGGAAACUCCGGGUGUUCAGGAGCAGCUGAUUGUUAAAGAAGAAGCUGAUGAAGAGCAGAGUCCUGGUGGAGACCAGCAGGACGCAGAGCGUCUCCACAUCAAGAAGGAGGAAGUCUGGAGCAGUAUGGAGGAUGAAGAGCUCAGUGUGAAGAAGGAGAUGGAUCCUACCAGGUUUCCACUCACUGUGGUUCUUAUGAAGAGUGAGGAUGAUGAAGAUAUACCUCUGUUCUCUCAGCUUCAUCAGACAGAAGUUGGAGAUCUUCCAACCAGCAGCUCAGCUGGCCAGAUGAAAGCAGAAAGGGAUGGAGAGCACAGUGGAGGAGCAGAGUCCAGCAGGAACCCAGACACUUCCAGCUCUUCAGAGACGGAGGUCAGUGGGGAUGAAGAGGAGGAGGAGGAGGAGGAUGUGAACCAUCCUGGUUCUCAUCUGAAACACCCACCAGACUUUGGCUCUGAAACUGAGGACAGCGAGAACGACUGGAAGGAAACUAGAGCUGCAGAGUCAGGAGGAAACGCCGCCAACAAGUCGCUGAGCUGCUCAGAGUGCAGUCAACAGUUUGGUAACAAGCGCUCCGUCCAGAGACAUGGCUCAAGAAAAAACCGUUCGGCUAAAAACGUCGACUCAGCAAACAUCCAGACUGAUUCAAAAGGUUUUACCUGUGAUGACUGCGGGAAAGGUUUCAGCCUAAAAAACUCCUUAAACCGACACCUGAGAAUCCACACAGGAGAGAAACCAUUCAACUGCGACGUCUGUGAACAGAAAUUUAACCAGAAGUCUCACCUAAAAAUUCACAGGAGAAUCCACACUGGAGAGAAACCGUUCAGUUGUAGUGCAUGUGAAGUUCGAUUUAACCAAAAGUCAAGCUUAAAUCUGCACAUGAGGAACCACUCAGAGGAGAAACCGUUUCACUGUGAUGAUUGUGAGCAAAGAUUUAACAAAAAGUCAGAUUUAAACAAACACAAGAGAGUCCACAUGGAAGAAAAACCCUUUGGUUGUGACGUUUGUGGGAAAAGAUUCAGUCGAAAGGCAGAUUUAAACAUGCACACACGAGUCCACACUGGAGACAAACCAUUUGCUUGUGAUGUCUGUGGACAGACGUUUAGUCUUAAGGCUAAUUUAAAGAAGCACAUGAGGAUUCACACAGGAGAUAAACCAUUUGGUUGUCUUUUCUGUGAGCAACGAUUCAACAGAAGGUCACAUUUAAACAUACACAUCAGAAUCCACACUGGAGAAAAACCAUUUGUUUGUGAUGUUUGUGGUCAAAGGUUUAGUGAUAAGUCAGCUGUAAACAAACACAUGAGAAUUCAUACAGGAGACAAACCUUUCGGUUGUGAUGUUUGUGGGAAAGGAUUCAAUCAAAAGUCGAGUUUAAACAAGCACAUCCGGAUCCACACUGGAGACAAACCGUUUGGUUGUGAGAUUUGUGGACAAAGUUUUAAUCAAAAGUCGACUUUAAACAUCCACCAGAGGAUACACACCGGAGACAAGCCCUUUGGUUGUCACGUUUGUGGACAAAGAUUUAACCACAAAUCAAAUUUAAAUAAACACAAGAGGAUCCACACAGGAGAAAAACCCUACGGCUGUCACGUCUGUGGGAAAAGAUUUUACCAAAAGCCUCAUUUAAACAGACACAUGAGGGUCCACAUUGGAGAGGACACAUGUAUAAAUACAUAAGUUAAAGGUUCAUUCCAGAGAGGCGUCAACAGGAAAUCUUCCUCUCCUCGAACCGUUAAUACCCUGAGCAUUAGUUCUGGUCCAGGGUCCCAAACUGGGACCAUUAUAAUGUCUGUUGGAUUCACUGAGUGCUGGAGUUUUGCUGCUUCUUAAUUUAUCUGAUGAUUCAGGUCAACACUCGCCUCAGCAGCAGACUUCGGAAAGCCGUUAGAAACCAGGAAGUCUCACCAAAACAGCAUUCAUAUCCAAUUGUUUCUAAACGUUUAUGGUUUAAAACACAAGUGAAGUGUUUGGAUACAACUGUACUGAGCCAAAGCAUAAAAGCUUUUAUUUUUAAGAAGAAACAAUCAAUCUGCUGCUGUUCUCCGUUUCAUCUGCUCUGCUGACUUCCUGGUUUACUUUUCUAUUCAAACAUUGACAAGAUUGUUGGCACCUCUCUUGUUUAUGACCAAAACCCCUCGAUAGUCACUGAAAUAACUUGAAACUGACAAAAGCAAAAAUAAAAAUGUACUUAAAGUUAA